Molecule: messenger RNA, 3072 nt
Organism: Stylophora pistillata
Lineage: Eukaryota; Metazoa; Cnidaria; Anthozoa; Scleractinia; Pocilloporidae
Biological process (GO): protein phosphorylation; positive regulation of apoptotic process; intracellular signal transduction
Cellular component (GO): nucleus
Molecular function (GO): ATP binding; protein serine/threonine kinase activity
Source: RefSeq, a predicted model, not a curated record
ACUUCUCAUCUUUACAAUUAUACUAAGGCAAAAUAUGCUUAUCGCGAUAAGGUCUUAUGCUUCACGAUAAUCGCUGACUGGGGGACAAGGGUCGAAUCGUGGUUGGCACACGAAGUGCUUCCGGAGAAGCAAAUGGUUUUAAGGACAAGUUAUUACACUUAUAUUUCAGUUCUUGUACGAACGGCACUGACGGAAAAUAAUGCGUUGAAAUCUUCGAGAGUGACCACCCUUGAUUCUGAUAGUAAUACGUAUUGUAAAGAGUAUAUCUUUACUUAUGAAAGCUCAAGCGGUUCUCGGCCCUGUUAUCGCAUUUCAUGUACAGUUGCAGAUAUGAAUGCCCUAAACAUCACAACAACAGAAGAAGAACCCAAACAGGAAGACGAAGAAGACGAAGAGGACGAGGAAGAAGAAUUCGUCAAGUAUGGGGCGGUGGAUGAGUUUUAUGAAUUGGAGAAAGAAAUCGGCAAAGGCGCUUAUGGAACAGUUAAGAGAUGUACUCACAAAACCAAAAAAAAAAACUAUGCAGCUAAAAUAAUCAAGACAGCGAAUAACACCGUCAGGAAGACCGUGUUACGAGAAAUUGAAGUCAUGCGAGCCCUCGGAACACAUAACAAACUUGUUGAACUUGUAGAUGCCUACCAGACUCCAUUUGAAAUCGUGAUGGUGCUGGAGCUCGUGGAGGGAGGUGAAUUGUUUGAACGAAUCGUUGCUGAGGAGUAUCUGAUGGAGGAUGAUGCAGUGGAUUACGUCAAGCAAAUCCUCGAAGCUCUACAGUUCAUGCAUGAAAGACAUGUCGUUCAUCUGGAUCUAAAGCCAGAGAAUAUUCUGUGUAUUAGUAUGAAUUCAAAUGACAUUAAGCUGGUUGACUUCGGACUCGCCAGGAGUCUGGAUUCCGAAGAAGAAGUUAAAUCCUCGUUUGGUACUCCGGACUUUGUAGCUCCAGAGGUAAUACGGAUGAAGCCAGUGUCGACUGCUAGUGAUUUGUGGAGUCUGGGUGUUGUGACGUAUGUCUUACUAAGUGGCUUGAUGCCAUUUUCUGGAGACGACGACCAUCAGACCCUGGUAAAGGUGGCAAAGGCUGACUGGGAUUUUGAUGAUGAAUGUUUCGAUGACUUGUCCCACGAUGCAAUGGAAUUUAUUGAGGGUCUCCUUGUUAAGGAACCAAGUGAGAGGUUAACAAUAGAGGAAUGUUUUCAGCACUCGUGGAUAAAGGACACCCACGAUACAGGAACAAAGAUAAACACACAAAACCACAAGGCGUUUAUGGCGCAAAGAAGAUGGAAGAAAUCCGUCAAUGCACUUUUGGCUGUUCGUCGCAUAUCCCUAUCUCCUUUGUUCGGCUCCAAAAGAAGACGCUCAAUGGAUCCCAGCAUAUUAGCUGCGGCUUCCGAGAGCGAGGAAGAUCAGCAUAAUGAUGUGGACAGAAAAGUUUCCGCGCCAGUUGAUCCGUCAGAACUUAGUCUCCCAAACCGUCGCGUUGGGGAGACACGCAGCUCUUGUUUUGGUCUGGAUAUGGCCACCAUAAAAGCUUUGCAGGAAAAAGCUGAUAAGUCUACUGAGAAGGGAACGCAAUCUGACGAGAAAGAAAAUGACAAUGACAAUGAAACUGUUGAAACUGAUAGCGAUUUAAACGAAAGCGUAGAACUGAGUGCGACUUGUUAUGAAGAACAGGAGAGCGAAGGAAGCGCAGUUGAAAGAGACAACGGUGUUGACCAGGAGAGGUAUACAUCGCCAAGACGUAGAGCAAACACGUUCUGUGGAUCCACCUUUAAGGAGACGCGUGCAGCAACUUCUCGUGAGAGAAAAAUCUCGCAAAUAUCGAUUAACGUUGGGAAUUCGUCUCAAAAUGACUUCAAGCCGGUUUCUUUUACUUUUAAUGCAGAGGACAUAAAAAGAAUUGAAAGGCGUAUUUUAGAAUCCGCUACUAUUUCAAACGCGCGGCCGAAAUUACAGGCGUUUCAGCAAGAUUCAACCACGAUUAAUGGAGAUGUAGAAGCCGAGAAUUCAAUGGAUGUGUCGGUUUUAGCAACGCCUGGAAGUCAAUUCGACAAAAUUAGUCCAAAACCACAGACUUUAACUUUGCAAUUGGAUAAAUCAAUUCUUACCGAAGGGUUUACUGAACCGCCCGAGAUUAAAGCUGACGAACUACCGACGAUUUGUGUCAACGACGAACUCUACCUUUCGAGUCCUCCCCCAAUUAAAAUGGCUUUAAACAACAAUAUCGAAAAGGAGGACCGAGAGAGGCGAGCCUCAACACCUCCUCCUUCUCUUAAAACUACUUCAACCAUAAACAUUGGAAAUGUAAAUAAAAUUCCGGAUAGUGUCCAGGCCAUCACGGUCCAGCUCGGAAAUUUGAAUGGGUUGCAACUGAACUCGAAAGAGGUCACGUGUAGUGUUCGACGAGCGUCGACUGGGUCAGCUCCUUGCUAAUGUGGAAAAUGCACAAUGUGAUGUGAAUUAAUUAACGAUAGUCAUAACUAUCGCAGAAUUAAUAACAAACUUGUAUAAAUUAUCAUGACGGUCUAGACCUUCAGGCUUCGUCCAUAAGACGACGGGUAACUAUGAAAAUGCAACUUAUUUCCACGAUAAGGUCCCGUGGGUGGGGGGAGGGGGUUACACUCCGUUAUUUGCCUUAAACUGGUAGGUAAAGUCUCCCGGGGGGGGAGGACUCAGUCUUACUAUCUUCAAUUAUCCGGAUAAACUGUCCAAUCAGAAACGGAUCCCUGCAAAGAUGUUUACGUCACUACUCUUUCUUUCCCUUUUUUUUUAAGCGGGAUGAUAUUUGAACCAUAUAAUGCGUAUCUUUUCUGGCGCCGGUGACCUUUUUAGUGGGGAAGGAAUAUAAAUAAUCUCUGUUCCUGAGUAGACGGAAAUUGUUUUUCGUUUUCAGAGUGAAAACUCCGUUCAAACACUCUCCGGUGUGUGCAUUUAGGGGAUCGUUAAUCAAACGCGGAAAUUCAAACUGGGACAGAGAAUUCUUAAAUGAGAAAAUCCGUCAGGGUAAACUGACCCUUUCCUGGAAAAGUGAGAAUAAUAAAGUAGAAGAACGAGAAAGCGUUUCAGCAGGUUUUU